Messenger RNA from Brachypodium distachyon (stiff brome), 354 nucleotides. Its product is annotated as ABSCISIC ACID-INSENSITIVE 5-like protein 2. Lineage: Eukaryota; Viridiplantae; Streptophyta; Magnoliopsida; Poales; Poaceae. Gene Ontology annotation, biological process: regulation of DNA-templated transcription. Gene Ontology annotation, molecular function: DNA-binding transcription factor activity; sequence-specific DNA binding. Bases 1 to 354 code for a protein of 117 amino acids. The record is from RefSeq and is a predicted model, not a curated record. The transcript has 4 exons. Gene Ontology annotation, cellular component: nucleus.
AUGGCCAAGAACGACACCCCGUCGCGUGAGGCCAUCUCGGUGCCGACCCGGGUCGUCGUCUCCCUCAUGCGCCUGGCACACGGCAUGCCCUACUGUGAGAUCUGCGAGCACUUCAACAUGGGGCGCCCAGGUGCAAGGCUGUCGCCGCAGCGGGGCCCGGCGGAGAAGAAGGAGGAGCAGCGGCUGCGGCGUGUCAUCGCCAACCGGGAAUCCGCCUGUAAAACCAGCCUCCGCCGCAAGGCGCUGCAUGCAGACCUGGAAAAGAAGGUCGCGGAGCUGAAGACCGAGAACGAGAACCUCAAGAAGGAGAAAUAUUUGUGGACGGAGAAGUACCAGACGCUCCUCGAGAAAUAA